Chaetomium strumarium is the source of this 1893-nucleotide messenger RNA. RefSeq lists its product as uncharacterized. Lineage: Eukaryota; Fungi; Ascomycota; Sordariomycetes; Sordariales; Chaetomiaceae. The transcript is spliced from 2 exons. Bases 179 to 1807 code for a protein of 542 amino acids. The record is from RefSeq and is a predicted model, not a curated record. Gene Ontology annotation, molecular function: S-methyl-5-thioribose-1-phosphate isomerase activity.
CCAACCGGAGGGUGUCUGUGACAGGGAGCUUGCAACACCGCUUCACGGAGCUCGCAGCUCGUCAUUGGAUGCAAUUCACCAAGCCGACACGCAGAAAUCUGUCAUUGCUCCAACUAACUGACCCACACCGCCUAAUGCAAGGAGUGUGAUCUGAAAUAUCCGUCCGUAUCCUGUGAGAAUGGCGACGACACCGAGUUCGGGUGGUGAGUGGAAGAAGCGCUCCGUGGUAUCUUCCUUCCUCAUGAAAAUUGAUGAUGAACAACGCCCCCGCAUCGCACUCUUUCAGCGCAGCGACGAGGUCUCGACGUACCAACACCAUCUGGCCCCGAUAUCAGGAACAAUCGACCCGGCCCUCGACCCCUCCCCAGUCUCGGCCGCAUGGCGCGAGAUCAAGGAAGAAACCACGCUCACACCAACCUCCCUAGUCCUCCUCCGCCAAGGAAAGCCCUACAGCUUCAAAGACCCAUCCAUCCGGCGCGAAUGGACCGUCCACCCCUUCUUGUUCCAACUCAAGAACCCCGCCACAGACGAGCAGAAGAUCCAGAUCGACUGGGAGCACGAAGACUGGACGUGGCACGACCCGGACGCCAUCAUCCGGGAAGCGGAUGGGGACGGGAACUACCCAGGAAGCGUGCCGCGGCUGGCGCAGAGUUUGCGGCGGGUGUGGUUCGAGACAGACCUCGGCCCCGCGGGGGCGGGCAAGGUCCUUUCCGUGGGGCUUGAGGCCCUGGCACGGGAUCACGAGAGUGGUGCCCGCCAGAUGGCGGGUGCGGCCCUGCAGACGCUGAGGGGAGUUCUAGCGGAGAUGAAUGGCCCUGGCGAGAACGGGUUGGCCGAAGAGUGGUGGGAGAAGGUGCGGUUUGCGGCGUGGCAUUUGUGGAAGAAUGGACGGGAAAGUAUGGGCGCCGCCAUCAUGAGCGCGCUUCUGGCUGCGCUCGCGGGCAUUGAGCAGGUGAUGAUGCAGAAGAGUUCCGAGCCGGGUCCACUACGCGGUGCCGUUCUCCGCGAAUUGGACGAACGCAUUGCAGCACGCCAGGAAGCAGCAAAGCGCAUCUCACAAGCCUUCACCGCUUAUCUCGAGACGAGCUUCCCGUCUAAGCGAGCUGCACACGAGCCAAUUUCCAUCCUAACCCUCUCCGAGAGCUCAACCAUCCGUCAGGGCCUCCGUGAUGCGGCGCUCGAGGCGGGGUUUGUGCUCGACCUCCGCGUGCUCGAGUCCCGCCCGCUGUAUGAGGGUCUCUCUCUGGCUGCGUCCUUGGCCGAAGAUCUCAGCAGUACUACUAGUAGUGGUCCGUCAUCCGCUGAGGCAGAGCACACAAUAAUCAUCUAUUCCGACGCCUCCGCCGCCCUCGCAGCUUCGGACAUCGACGUCGUCCUUCUCGGCGCCGACCGCAUUUCCGCCUCAGGCGACGUCAGCAACAAGACCGGGUCGCUCCCGGCCGUGCUCAGCGCAAAGCAUGUCUGCCCGGGGGCCAAGGUUUUCGUGCUGGGCGAAUCCGACAAGAUCGCCCCCCCGGGCCGGCGAGAAGACCACAUCGUGGAGGAUAACGAUCCGUCACAGAUCAGCCGGGCCUGGCAGGCCGAGUACAAUAGCGGACGGGUCCGAGGUGCAGCCGCCGCGAUCCGGAAUUCGAGCAGCAGAGACGGCAGGGUCAAGAUCGAGAUCCGCAACAUCUUCUUCGAGUGGGUUCCUGCCGGUCUGGUCGAUGCAUACGUCACCCAGUCUGGGUUGUGGACGGUGCAGCAGAUCGCACAACAUUCCGAGAAGCUGCAAGCCGAGCAGGAACGGUUUUUUGGGAGUUUGUAAUAAUGAUAUAGCGAAGAUUGGUCCCUUUCAUCUUGCCAGUAACCCCGAAGCCAGACACACAAAAAUAAAGCGUAGCUCAUGAAAAG